Molecule: messenger RNA, 2419 nt
Organism: Aphanomyces invadans
Lineage: Eukaryota; Oomycota; Saprolegniomycetes; Saprolegniales; Verrucalvaceae
Exons: 10
Coding region: 44-2419 (791 amino acids)
Molecular function (GO): protein binding
Source: RefSeq, a predicted model, not a curated record
GUCCUUCCCCAUUGUCAGGUUCACGCGUCCGUCCCACAGCGGCAUGGACGACUCCCCGCCACCAAGCCAGACGGCCAUCGAGGCCCAGCGCCGGCACGCGCUAAAACUACGGCUGCGGGAACAGUGCGUGGCCUUGAAAGUGGACGUCGAGCGUGUAUUCGAUACUCCAGACGAGAGUCAGGCGUCAAAAGACCUUGUGCCCCCUCCAGUGUUUUUCAAAACAUUGGCUUCGAAAGGGAUUCGCUUGACGGAAGAUGAAAAGCCCCUGCUGCGGCACUUUUCGUCCCCGUCUGGACUCAUCUCGCUCAAAUCGUUCUUCAACUACUUGGACCUGCAGCGGCCCCCCGACCACGUCGAUCCCGACCUCACGUUUGCAAUGCUGCCGCAGCCAUUCCGCAUGCUAGCCAAGAUCCUAGAAAACGACAUCCUCGACCGGGCGUGGGGAGCGAUUACGUCCUCCAUCACGUACAAGCUGCUGCAAGGACAACUGAAUGCAGACCUUCGAGAGAAGGAAGCCAAGGCCCUGCUCAGCCCGCCAAACGCAGUGGCAAGGCUUGACAUCACAGUUCCGACGCUACCGUCGCCAGUUCGCGUCAGUGGCGACCGCGACAUGAUCGGGAUUCUGCACGGCUAUACAUCGUUGGAACUGCUUCAAUCGAACGGGACUCAAACCAUGGCCCCGACGACCCCCCUUUUUCCAUCCCCUCGGCUUCAAGUUCAUUGUCUCUCGGCACUCAUACCCAUUCGCCUUGGUCUCAUCAAGCGGACAUUCUUCAGUGUGGCAGCGUGGAAGGUACCCAAACCUUCACCCCCGCCCCCCAUAGACGGCGUACCAGCGCAACCCGAUGUUCCCGACCCUGCGAUGGACGCACUUGAAAGCUUAGUCCACAUGUACGCUACCGAUGGCGCCACCACGACACUUCGAUGCACUCUGGCCUCCAUGGACCGCGUCGUGGGCCUUGUCUUGGCCGACGAUGUAUCCCACAUGGCUGUCCAAUUCGAAUCCGGCAUGGUUGAGGUGUAUCGCACUGCAGGAGCCACCGCAGAUAUCGAGAGCGGAAAUGUGCUCAUGCUGGACGCCUCCCACCUGGCAUUGCACGUCGAUCCUGCGUCCUAUGGCAUCCAUCCGCCAACGAAAUCCACGAUGCAGGAGGUUGCUACUGCUCCUGUCCCCGCCAAACCCGACAAGCACAAGGACAGAGGGGGCGCGAAGGGGGGCAAGGACCAUGCCGUCGAGGAAGCGCCCGUGGCAGUCGCCCCGUCUGCCGUCUACGCGUCCUACUUGUUCCUGGCGUUUUUGGUCGACGCAUCGUCACGCCAGCCUCCGACAACUCCCCCAACAACCACGGGCAUCGUGCUUGCUAGUCAAUUCAAAACACUGCAAUAUCGGCUGGAAGCAUCACCUUCUGCGCUUACCCCUCCAAACUGCGCGUCCACGUCCGUGGUACUCUCGUCCACAGUGACGUGCGCCGCACUCGACGCUAGCGCGACCCUCCUUGUCCUCGGGCUUGAAAGUGGCAGUGUCGUUGCGUGGGAUACCCGUUUGCAUGUCGAGCAUUCAGGGUUGGGCUGCCACAGCGCUCCUGUCGUGGCUCUGGCGCUGUUCAAAACGGACUGCCUAGUGAGUUUGUCCAAGGGCAAUCAAGUCCACUUCUACUCGCUCCGGGGCGAUGGGCCUUCGUGUGGAGGCAACGCGUCGCACAAGUCGCUCGUGCGGGUUCGCACUGGCGAGCCUGGCACACCACCCUACACUUCCGUGGCAACCCUUGCGGACGUUCCUUUGACAAUUCUCGGGCACGCCGACGGCACAUUCACAGUUGUAGACUGCAGGACCGGCGACGUCAUUGGGAGCUUGAGUUUGGAUGACCAACGCCCUGACUUUCCAUUCGAUUCGUUGUCGGGGGUCCACCCUUUUGUGAUCGGAGAUGUCGUGUACGUGCCAACGACUCACGACAAGCACGUUGCCGACGACAGCGUGCGAACUAUUCAACUAAACUCGUUCUCGUCCACGUCGAUCUUAUCGACGUGCUUUCCUCGAAGUGCCUGGAGUUCUCCCAGCAACUUUUUGGACAAGGUCGCGCCGGUCAGCACCCCAGCUGCUCCGACAGCGACUUCAAAGCCGACUCCGUCCCCUCCAUCGAAGGCUGGACUCCCUCCAACAUCGCACCUUGCUCGCACGCGACAGCCGUCUGUGCAUGGCUCGGCAACGUUGCUUCUUGGGCGAGAAGGGUCGACGACACCGUCCACGGCAUUGCCUGUGAGCUGCAGUUUGAAUGCCGCCGUGCCUCCCCCCGCCAAGAGUUUGCAUUCAAUUUACAUGCGCGUCCUGCAAAAGCAUCAGAGCGUCGCAGCUGAACGCGACGCCCGCCUCGCCAAACGGCGGGCAGACGUGUUGAAGGCGCUCAACUCGAUGUGGUGA